AUGAAAUUACGCGUGCGCUCUAGGUCUGUGUGACGCAAGGGGGCGGGGCGGGCCCCUGGCUGCGCGUGCGCAGAGCUUGUUCAAAGGGCCUUAUUUAGGUUGCGCAGGCGCUCGCUGGCCAUUUCUUCUCAGCCACGCCGGAGUCCUGUGUUUAGUCCGCUCGGACGCCAGCACCCCCGCGGAGACGAUGAUGUUGGGCACCGAAGGCGGAGAGGGCUUCGUGGUGAAGGUCCGGGGCUUGCCCUGGUCCUGCUCGGCCGACGAAGUGCAGCGAUUUUUUUCUGACUGCAAAAUUCAAAAUGGGGCUCAAGGUAUUCGUUUCAUCUACACCAGAGAAGGCAGACCCAGUGGCGAGGCUUUUGUUGAACUUGAAUCAGAAGAUGAAGUCAAAUUGGCCCUGAAAAAAGACAGAGAAACUAUGGGACACAGAUAUGUUGAAGUAUUCAAGUCAAACAACGUUGAAAUGGAUUGGGUGUUGAAGCAUACUGGUCCAAAUAGUCCUGACACGGCCAAUGAUGGCUUUGUACGGCUUAGAGGACUCCCCUUUGGAUGUAGCAAGGAGGAAAUUGUUCAGUUCUUCUCAGGGUUGGAAAUCGUGCCAAAUGGGAUAACAUUGCCGGUGGACUUCCAGGGGAGGAGUACGGGGGAGGCCUUCGUGCAGUUUGCUUCACAGGAAAUAGCUGAAAAGGCUCUAAAGAAACACAAGGAAAGAAUAGGGCACAGGUAUAUCGAAAUCUUUAAGAGCAGUCGAGCUGAAGUUAGAACUCACUAUGAUCCACCACGAAAGCUUAUGGCCAUGCAGCGGCCAGGUCCUUAUGACAGACCUGGGGCUGGCAGAGGGUACAACAGCAUUGGCAGGGGAGCUGGCUUUGAAAGAAUGAGGCGUGGUGCUUAUGGUGGAGGUUAUGGAGGCUAUGAUGAUUAUAAUGGCUAUAAUGAUGGCUAUGGAUUUGGGUCAGAUAGAUUUGGAAGAGACCUCAAUUAUUGUUUUUCAGGAAUGUCUGAUCACAGAUACGGGGAUGGUGGUUCUACUUUCCAGAGCACAACAGGACACUGUGUACACAUGCGGGGCUUACCUUACAGAGCCACUGAGAAUGAUAUUUAUAAUUUCUUUUCACCGCUCAACCCUGUGAGAGUACAUAUUGAAAUCGGUCCUGAUGGCAGAGUAACUGGUGAAGCAGAUGUUGAGUUUGCAACUCACGAAGAUGCCGUGGCAGCUAUGUCGAAAGACAAAGCCAAUAUGCAACACAGAUAUGUAGAACUCUUCUUGAAUUCUACAGCAGGAGCAAGCGGUGGUGCUUACGAACACAGAUAUGUAGAACUCUUCUUGAAUUCUACAGCAGGAGCAAGCGGUGGUGCUUAUGGUAGCCAAAUGAUGGGAGGCAUGGGCUUGUCAAACCAGUCCAGUUACGGUGGCCCAGCCAGCCAGCAGCUGAGUGGUGGUUAUGGAGGUGGCUAUGGCGGCCAGAGCAGCAUGAGUGGAUAUGACCAAGUUUUACAGGAAAACUCCAGUGAUUUUCAAUCAAACAUUGCAUAGGCAGCCAAGGAGCAGUGAACAGCAGCUACUACAGUAGUGGAAGCCGUGCGUCUGUGGGAGUGAACGGAAUGGGAGGGAUGUCUAGCAUGUCCAGUAUGAGUGGUGGAUGGGGAAUGUAAUUGAUCCUGAUCACUGACUCUUGGUCAACAUUUUAUAAAGAAAAAAAACUUAAGUUUAACAGUUUUGCAGUACAAGCUUGUGAUUUAUGCUUACUCUAAGUGGAAAUCAGGAUUGUUUUAAAAGACUUAAGGUUGAGUACUUUCGAGCACAUUCAUUCAUCUAGGAUGUAACAACUAGGUUGAGUAACUGUAACUGUUAAAACGAUUUUCAGCUUUUCUCAAGUUAGUUCUCUUGUAGGUUGUCCUUAAGCAGUAAGUGUAUUUAGGUUAAAGCAGUUGAAUUAUGUUAAAUGUUGCUCUUAUACCACAUUACAUUGAACACUGUUUGGAUGCAUGUUGAAAGACAUGCUUUUUUGUAAAACUCAAUAUAGGAGCUAUGUCUAAAAUGAAAAGUGAAACAUUUGGCAUGUUUGUUAAUUCUAGUUUCAUUUAAUAACCUCUGAGGCACGUAAGUUUAAGCUUUUUUUUUUGUUAAUGGGGAAAAUUUGAGAUGCAACACCAAUACUUAGGAUUUUUGGUCUUGGUGUUUGUAUGAAAUUCUGAGGCCUUGAUUUAAAAUUCAUUGUAUUGUGAUUUCCUUUUAGGUGUAUUGCGCUAAGUGAAACUUGUCAAAUAAAUCUUCCUUUAAAAAAUU
This is a messenger RNA of Equus caballus (horse), 2290 nucleotides long. RefSeq names its product heterogeneous nuclear ribonucleoprotein H1 (gene HNRNPH1). The record is from RefSeq and is a predicted model, not a curated record. NCBI's taxonomy places the organism in Eukaryota, Metazoa, Chordata, Mammalia, Perissodactyla, Equidae. Gene Ontology annotation, cellular component: ribonucleoprotein complex. Gene Ontology annotation, molecular function: RNA binding.